AUGGGCAAUCAGGGAGGGAUGUGUUGUCUUUCUAGGUAGAAGGAGAAUCAUGUUUUGAAUAAUGAAUUAGUUAUAAUUCGAGAAUAUAUGAAUGUGAAAAUAACGGUUAAAUUGGGUGACAUCUAGAAGGAAUCUGGAGAAAGUGUAAUUUGUUUAUAUACAAAUCCUGAUAAAAUUCCGUUAUAGUAAAAUAUUAUCCAAUCGAUUUACGACAAUAUCAGUAGAAGUAUUAAUUAUGCUUAUCCUCUAGUUGGAUAUGAACAGGUCUAUAUUCAAAAUUUAGAAAUGAGUGCCUACAAGUGUAUAACUUAUUAUCGAGUAAGAGUUUUUGAAUCAGAUAAAGAUUUAUUCCAAUAUUAUAACGGGUUUAGAGAGUGUUUAUCGUAGUUGAAUGACGAAGAAUUUAAAGAUAUUCUUAUAUGUGAUUGUCCAAUCAAAUAAAGUAGAGCGUUUAGUUCCGAAGUAUUGGUUAGAUCAGUGAUUGAUUUUAUUGAUGAAUCAAAAAGUAGAUUGAAUAUCAGAAGCAUAACCAUGUUGAAUUGUGAUAAGAAGAGUUCCCGUUUUUUGAAAUAUGAACUAAUCAAAUAAAUAGAAGAAUCUAACGAGCCCAUGAUACGAAAGGAGAGGUAGAACAAAUUCAUGAAAUUUAUUACUUCCACUAAGAGUAUUACAUCUGAAAUGGGCAGAUAAUUAAAAUGUGAUUUCAGUUUGUAAGACUUCGAUCUUGGAGAUGAAUCUAAAUUGGUACAUGCUCUAAAAUAGGAUUAAAUAGAAGAAUAGUGA
Molecule: messenger RNA, 783 nt
Organism: Paramecium tetraurelia
Lineage: Eukaryota; Ciliophora; Oligohymenophorea; Peniculida; Parameciidae
Exons: 6
Source: RefSeq, a predicted model, not a curated record